Messenger RNA from Leguminivora glycinivorella, 2831 nucleotides. Its product is annotated as transcription factor LBX1-like. Gene Ontology annotation, molecular function: DNA-binding transcription factor activity, RNA polymerase II-specific; DNA binding. The coding region runs from base 70 to 972 and encodes 300 amino acids. The record is from RefSeq and is a predicted model, not a curated record. NCBI's taxonomy places the organism in Eukaryota, Metazoa, Arthropoda, Insecta, Lepidoptera, Tortricidae. Gene Ontology annotation, biological process: regulation of DNA-templated transcription. The transcript has 2 exons.
UCGACCCGUCAGCCGUAUCCCGCGUUACCGGUUGUGAUCCGUUGUGCUACAGCGUGUGAUGUUGUGAGAAUGGAGGAGGAGUCGAUGUCGGGACACAGUUGUUCGGAGGACGAUAUUAGUGUGGGUCGGCCGUCGCCGGCGCCUUCGCGGUCGCCGUCGCCGCACGACUAUUUCAGGCCGCUGAAGCGUUUGAAGAUGUCCGAGCCUGCUGAGGAGCGUCGCGGGGAGGGAGUGAAGAGUUUCAGUAUUUUGGACAUUUUGUCGCACAGCCCGCGGACGCCGGCGCGGAUAGUGCGGCCGUGGGACGGGGCGGCGGCAGGGUUGGAGCGGUUGCAGCGGUUGCAGCGGCUGGCCGGGGCGGCGUUGCUGGACGGGGAGAGAUGGCGACUGGCGGCGCUGGGGCUGCUGCGGCCGCGCGACGCGACGGAGUGCGACUCGGCGUCGGAGCGGUCGUCGUCGGCGUCGGACUGCUGCUCGGAGCCGCGGCGGCCGCACGCGCAGACCGCGCCGCACACGCCGCUCGACGCGCUCUUCCACAUGACCAGCAAGACCUUUGAGGCCAACAACCCUGAUAAUGGAGAUGGUCAGUCAAAUCACCUGAACCUGUUCAACUCGCGGCCACAGCCGAAGAAGAAACGAAAAUCCCGAACUGCCUUCACGAACCACCAGAUCUUCGAGCUGGAGAAACGGUUCCUCUACCAAAAGUACCUCUCGCCUGCAGACAGGGACGAGAUAGCCAGCUCGCUCGGUCUCUCCAACGCACAAGUCAUCACAUGGUUCCAAAACAGACGAGCAAAGCUGAAGAGAGAUAUGGAGGAAUUAAAGAAAGACGUGGAAAGUGCUAAAGUACUAUCAGCGCAUAAGAGUUUCCUAGAAAAUGUCACAGAUUUAGGCAUUCUGAAGAAGAAAGCUAUGAGCAUAGGGGCGAGCGAGGAGGCAGCUACUAACCUGGUAGUGAACGCGUCUAAAUGAAACGAGGCAUCGCGCGCGAUCGCACAGGAAGCGUUGUACGAUCGGCGCGCGCUCGAUUUUUAAAAAUCGAAUUUUCGAGUCGAACGAACUCUAUGGUGAAUUACUUUUAAAUCUGACUUUUUAAUAGUGACGUUUGAUGUAUCUCCACUAAUGGUUAGUAUGGCGUAAAGUACUUCACUCUCUCUAGUGUUAGCUGUACAUAGAAACUGAUAGGUGUAGUUGUAACUGUACAAAAACUUAUGAAGAAGCUUCGUUGGAAAUUUAAAUGUGAUAGUUGAUUUUAUUAUUUAAGUACUUAAUAAUUUUAUAGAGAUAUUCCUAAAUUAUUUAUUGCUGAGUUUAUAUCGACUGGUGCAUGGAUAGCAAUCUCGAAAUUUUAUGCUGAAUUAAUUUAUUUCAUGUAUUUUUGUAUUUAUUAAACCAGUACGUGCAAUAUGGAUUAUGUUUCAAAACUUCUGUGCGCCAGUGAUGUAAUAACUCUGAAUCUAAAAUAACUGUAAAUAAAUAGGUAAAUGUGUAGUCUAAGAUUGAAUUCUAAGUACCUUCGUGUAAGAUCUUUCCAGCAAAUUGUGUCUAGAUAAAUUAGUAGACUAAUUACUAAUUCGUAAUGUUGACUUUGUCACUCAUUAAAGAAAGGAUUCCUGGACGGGGAAUUCUGUACAUUGACCCGCCUAUUUCUAUCUUUAUCACACGUGCAUAAGUUAUAUUGCUAUUAUGCUGCUUACACUGUGUCAUUGACUGAUUUCAUCAUGAGGGAACAGCAAUAAUAUACCACGCGAGCGAUAGAGAUAGGGACAGAUAGGUCAAUGCACGGAAUUCUUUUUGGUAACUCUCUUUACCAUUAUUGUGACAUUAUUACCAGACGGUAUUAUAAAUAAAUACAAUAUGUUAUGUAUUUUUCAUAAAAAUAAUUAAUUAAAAUGAUUUACGGUGAAAGUAAAUCUGCACGUGGACUAGAAUGUUGUAUGUAAUAUAUAAAUAAUUAUUGAAUUUUAUUACCGUUAAAAUAAAAUAGAUUGAGUGAGUCCACGAAAAAUAAGUAGGAUCUAAACGAAAAGCCUACAUGUUAACUCAUAACUAAUUUGAAUUUAAUACAAAGAAAUAUAUACCUAAGUAAAUAAUUAAAAUUUGAUACAUUUUAUUCAUAUUUUAAGUACCCAGCAAGAAAGAAAGAAAAUGUCCUGUUAUGUAAAAUUGGAAAUAUUGAUCGUGGACUCGCUUAUUUCGUCUUAGCGCCAUAAAAUACUCUUUCAAGAAAAAAAAAACAUUCAGUCGAAUUGAGAACCUCCUCCUUUUUUGAAGUCGGUUAAAAACGACAUUUAUUCAAAUUAUAUAUAAUAAUAAUAUAUAUUUGGCUAACUGUGCAAUUUUAUUAUCGAAAAUAUUGUAUAAGAUUUUAAGAAAAAAAUGUCAACAUUCAAUUUAAUUGGUAUAAGUUCAAUAAAUUAUAAUUUUCUUUGUGCCAACUAUAAUUGUCAUCUCAUCAGUUUUACUUUAAAUGUUACUUUAUUGCGUUUUUAUUGCAUUUUAGAAACUUUUAUCUGCUGUUAAUAUAAAAUAGAAUGAAGACAAGGACAAACUGAACCCUUAAAUUGAGUGUCGGACUCGCGUGACGUUAAAAACUUAGAAAAUAAAUUUUAGACUUCACAUAGUUCAAGCGUAUUGUAGAUAUACAUAUUACUGCGUACAUGGACUCAGUUUGACCAAGCCGUCUUUUACAAACCAAAAUAGCUUGAAAGAGUAUGGCUGUAUAUAGACCUCUCGUUCCUACCGCAGCAAUGCGAUUUUAUACUUAUGUAGUGGCCUUGCGCCUUCGGUACUGUGCAUAUAAGCUGGUGUAAAUAAACAAUUAUGUGUUA